Molecule: messenger RNA, 1050 nt
Organism: Malassezia sympodialis ATCC 42132
Lineage: Eukaryota; Fungi; Basidiomycota; Malasseziomycetes; Malasseziales; Malasseziaceae
Cellular component (GO): intracellular anatomical structure
Molecular function (GO): oxidoreductase activity, acting on NAD(P)H, oxygen as acceptor
Source: RefSeq, a predicted model, not a curated record
AUGUCUUCGUUCCGCCUGGCUCCGGCCUCUAUGCUGCGCAUCGCCGCUCGCAAGUCGACUACGCCUGCUUCGGCUAUUCGGGCCUUCUCCCGUGCUUCUCCUGCUAUGGCUGUGAAGCACUGGAAGGCACCUGCCCGUCCUAGUGUCUCGCAGAGCGACAUGCCUAUCAACCCUGGCCCCAACCCCGACCCUAAGAACAUUGGGGUGAAUGCUGUAAUCAACCAGCGCUCUGAAGGCAUGGACAAGCACGUUACGACCAUUUUCGCCGAAUUCUCCCUUUUCGAGAAGACGGCCGUGGUCACUGGCGGUAACCGUGGUCUGGGUCUCGAGAUGGCUCUGGCUUUUGUUGAGGCCGGUGCCCACGUGUUCGUGAUUGACCGAUCGGAUGUGCCUAGCGAGGAGUUCCAGAAGGUCGCGAAGCACUGCCAGCUCCUGGACCGUCAGAUCGAGUUCAUUACUGCUGAUGUCACGAGCGCCGACGAGAUGAACGAGGCUAUGCAGUAUAUCUCCAAUGUUUCGACCACUAAGACCAUCGAUGUCGUUGUGGCCAAUGCUGGUAUUAUGCAGACAUACCCUGCACUUGAUUACCCCGUGGAUGAGUUCCGCAAGAUGCUAGAAGUGAACACGCUGGGUGUCUUUAUUACCGCGCAGGCAGGUGCCCGCGUGAUGAAGGAUCGCAAGCAAAACCAGGGUUCUAUCAUCCUGACUGCCUCUAUGUCGGGUACGGUUGUCAACCGUGACCAACAGUGGGUGGCCUACAACACGUCGAAGGCGGCUGUGCUGCAGAUGGGUCGCAACCUCGCUGCUGAAUGGGGCCCACACAAUAUUCGCGUGAACACCCUGUCGCCUGGUUACAUUCGCACCAACCUGGUGGCCGACCAGCUUGACUCGGACCCUGAGAUGCUGUCGCGCUGGAGCGACGCGAACCCUCUGGGCCGUAUCGGUCGCCCGCACGAGCUGCGUGGUGUUAUUGUCUGGCUUGCUAGCUCCGCUUCUUCCUUCUGCAACGGCGCCGACAUUAUUGUCAGCGGCGGUCAUACCAUUUGGUAA